AUGGUGGGAAGCGUGACUGCAAGUUUUUCAGACUUGGUGGCCGUGGGUAUCAAAGUGGAACUUGGCUUAAAAAAUGGCAAGAUGAUUAUUGCAGCUAGUAAUUCCAUCAAUAACAACAAUACCAAGAAAUUCUCUAGCAACUUCCAUAAGAAAAAGGAAGGAGAAACAAAUGCAGUGAUGGGUAGUAGAAGAAAGAAUCAGCCUUGGAAAAAACAACAAUAUUUUGCUCAACAACAUUAUGUUCAACAACCACAAUUUUCUCAACAACUGUAUGUAGCAGCUAUUACACCAACUUUCAAUCAGCAAGUCCCAGUGCAUCAGUCGACUCAAGCAGUUCCGAUCUUUCAAACAACACCAUACGUUCCAACUUAUCAACAAGCGCCCAACGCUUCAGCUUAUCAACAAAGGACUCCAGCUCCGCGCCAAAAUGCUCCAUUCCAAAAUAGAAGACAAGGUGGAAAACCUCAGAUUCCUCAGAUUCCUAUGUCUUACACUGAAUUAUAUCCGUCAUUGUUGAAGAAAGGGUUAGUUGUUCUGAAACCUUCGGGACCUCCACCAAAUCCUCUCCCACCAUAUUACAAUCCCAAUGUGCAUUGUCUGUUCCAUGAAGGUGCCCCAGGGCAUGAUUUGGAAGGUUGUUAUGCCUUAAAACAUAUUGUGAGGGAAUUGAUUGAGAAAAAGAUUCUUUCACUUGGGGAUACUAGUCCAAAUGUCAAAAACAAUCCUUUGCCUGCUCAUGGGUCUGUAAAUGCUAUUGAUGAUGAGCCUGAUGAAGGUCUGAUUCUUGAUGCAACCAAAAUCAAGACUCCACUCAGAUAUUUUCAUGCAAAGUUAGUGGAGGCAGGUUUAUUGAAAAAUUGCCAUAAGAGUUGUGAAGAAUGUACUAUUGGUCCUAAAGGAUGUGAAAUGGUCCGAAAGGAUAUUCAAGAAUUGAUUAACCAAGGUGUGUUGCAAGUAAGCGGUCGUAUGAAAAAGAAUGAGGUGCCAGUGAUUGAACCCAUCUUCAAUCUGCCUGAGUUAAGUACUACAACACCAAUCUUCAACAUUCCAGAGCCAAUAUUCAACAUUCUAGAUUCUACUUUUGUUCAACCAAUUUUCAACAUUCCAGAAUCAGUUGAACCAAUCUUCAAUAUGCCUAAUCCAGUGGUUGUCCAAAGGCCUAGCUCUUUUCCUUUUGAGAAUACUAAAGCAGUUCCUUGGAAGUAUGAUACAGCUGUGGUUAACCAAAGGUCUGAGAAAGUAGGUCAGAAAGAAGGUCUGAAUAUUGCAAGCACUGGUAUAGUAGUGGGAAGUAGAAUGACUCGUAGUGGUCGCAUUUAUACCCCUCAGUUCAACUUGGCUCCACCAAUUCCACCAAAAGAAACCACCACUACUGUUACCGACAAAGGCAAAGAGGUGAUCACAACUGAUGAAGACGCUGAAUUUCUGAGGAUUAUCAAGAAGAGUGAUUGCAAGAUUAUUGAUCAGCUGCAUCAAACUCCUUCAAAGAUAUCCAUUUUGUCUCUUCUCAUGAGUUCUCCAGCUCAUAGGAGUGCCUUGCAGAAAUUGUUAGCUCAGGCUCAUGUCACUCAUGACAUUACUAUUGAUUAA
Molecule: messenger RNA, 1590 nt
Organism: Lathyrus oleraceus (garden pea)
Lineage: Eukaryota; Viridiplantae; Streptophyta; Magnoliopsida; Fabales; Fabaceae
Exons: 1
Coding region: 1-1590 (529 amino acids)
Source: RefSeq, a predicted model, not a curated record